This is a messenger RNA of Lolium rigidum, 764 nucleotides long. Its product is annotated as mediator of RNA polymerase II transcription subunit 10b-like. Gene Ontology annotation, cellular component: mediator complex; chromatin. The record is from RefSeq and is a predicted model, not a curated record. NCBI's taxonomy places the organism in Eukaryota, Viridiplantae, Streptophyta, Magnoliopsida, Poales, Poaceae. Gene Ontology annotation, molecular function: transcription coregulator activity. Bases 1 to 576 code for a protein of 191 amino acids. The transcript has 5 exons. Gene Ontology annotation, biological process: positive regulation of transcription by RNA polymerase II.
AUGGACAGCGCCGCCCCGAACUCCUCCGCCGCCGCCGCAUCCGCAGCGGCGGCCGCUUCCGGUAACGGCGUACAGGGUGGCGCCGGCGGCGACCGUCCCGAGGACGCCUCGAAGCAGAACCUGGCGCAGGUAACGGGCUCGAUCCAGAAGACCCUGGGCCUGCUCCACCAGCUCAACCUCAACGUCUCCUCCUUCAGCUCCGCGUCCCAGCUCCCCCUCCUCCAGCGCCUGAACGCGCUCGUGGCGGAGCUCGACACGAUGCAGAAGCUCGCCGACGGGUGCAACAUCCAGGUGCCCAUGGAGGUCGUCAAUUUGAUUGACGAUGGGAAGAACCCCGAUGAGUUCACCAGGGAUGUGCUCAACAGCUGCAUCGCCAAGAACCAGAUCACCAAGGGCAAGACCGACGCUUUCAAGAGUCUGAGGAAGCAUCUUCUUGAGGAGCUUGAAGAAGCUUUUCCUGAAGACGUUGAAGCAUACAGGCAGAUACGUGCUACUUCUGCUGCUGAAUCAAAACGGCUGGCUCAGUCCCAAAGUGUUUUGCCUAAUGGAGAUUCCAAAGUGAAAGCAGAACAUUGACACGAGGACCCAAUUGCAAAGAGCAAGCUCUGUAUCUCUCAUAUGCUAGUUUCAGGAAGGCUUUGUAAACCAACUGAUAUAUCCUUAUAUGCACUGACCCCUUCAUACAAGUGAUCAGUACAUCUGUAUAAUAUCUCAUAUGUAUAUUCAACUUACCCAUCUGGGGAAGUGGAUUACCCCUUGAUGUA